AUGUGUCUCGAUGGCUUCUGGGUGACACCAAGUCGACGGCUUCUCACACUAUUCUCCGCACCUAUGUAUUGCAAUUUAUACAGGAAUGCAGGAACCGUUCUUGAAGUUGAUGACCAACUACACUGCAAGCUUAUCGCUAUGAUGCCAGAAUCGCGUGGAUGUCGCGAACGGGUCACGAAGCAAAAUCGGCUUUGGGACGAAACCGUGGACUACAUCUUCGAAAGAAUGGCCUAA
This is a messenger RNA of Ostertagia ostertagi, 234 nucleotides long. The record is from the annotation of a GenBank genome assembly. Lineage: Eukaryota; Metazoa; Nematoda; Chromadorea; Rhabditida; Trichostrongylidae.